UCUCCUGCACCUUGACAGUAAAGCUGUCAUCUACGUCAUGACCUCCACCAACAAAAAUAUACUUCAUCCAUUCGAAAUCGAACACUCUAUAGAGAGUUUAGAGUGCAUAGUCCUAGAGGAAAUACUUUCAGACAGAUGGGUGAGUUCCUGUGGCCACUUGAUUCAGCUUGGGACGCAAGCAGCGCUGGAGGCAAAACGUGGAGGCCAUGAACAAGUACAGCACACACUCACUCUUCACCAUAAAGAAGUGGAAAUAGUGUGGCACCUGCUAACUGCUGAAACUUGGAGACUCCACCUCCUGCCUCUCCUGCUUGAUCACAGUCAAGACACAAUUCCCAUCUCCUCCCUUCCCUUCAUAAUGGUGUUGCAUUCAGAAGUAGCAGCACUUGGCCUGAUAGAAAAUUUAGUUUUCCAUGAAGAGUCUGCUGCAGCCUUGGAAGGACUUGUUCUGGAUGUAAUAGACUACAGUGUAAGGCAGCUGGUCCGGCUUGCUACCCAUGCCCACACUCAUCCAAACCAGACUCUCUAUGGUCCUGAUGAGAGCUACCAUUCCAUUUCUACCUCUAAAGAAAACACAGAUGACAGAGGUGAAUAUAGCAAGAAGGCAAAGGAUAAUGAUCUUAGUGAAAAAAGGGAGAAUGACCACCAGAAAACCCUGAAAAAUAUUAGAAACCCAGAUGGAAGUGAAUCAAAUAUACAGCAGGAAGUGACCAGGGAGGAGCGCAGGGCAGGACUGGUGUUAGGGGCAAAAGCAGUGACUGUACUGCAUCUCUUGGCUGGAUGCCGAAAGCACCUUCCCCUCUGUGCCACCACAACGCUUGAUGAACACACAUGAUGUGCCACAACUUCUGGCUACAUUGUUAUAUAUGGAGCCAUGGAAAACAUACCACAAAGAUGUUGUGCAUAUAUUUGAAGACAGUGAAUGGCAGAAGAGAACUGCAAA
This is a messenger RNA of Scylla paramamosain (green mud crab), 943 nucleotides long. RefSeq lists its product as uncharacterized. The record is from RefSeq and is a predicted model, not a curated record. The transcript is spliced from 5 exons. Lineage: Eukaryota; Metazoa; Arthropoda; Malacostraca; Decapoda; Portunidae. Gene Ontology annotation, cellular component: cytoplasm. Bases 38 to 835 code for a protein of 265 amino acids.